AUGCCCAGUGCCACGGGUCAGAACUGGGAAAAGUACCAGAAGAAGUUUGCCGAUGACGAGGUUGAGGAGAAGAAGAUCACUCCUUUGACCGAUGAGGAUAUCCAGGUGCUGAAGACAUAUGGCGCCGCUCCCUAUGCCGCCGCCCUCAAGAAGCUCGAGAAGGAGAUCAAGGAUCGUCAAACAAGUGUCAACGAGAAGAUUGGUGUCAAGGAAUCAGACACUGGUCUCGCCCCUCCGCAUCUCUGGGAUAUCGCCGCCGACAGACAACGCAUGUCAGAAGAACAGCCACUGCAAGUCGCCCGUUGCACGAAGAUCAUUGCCGAUGAGAACGAGGAGAAGAGCAAAUAUGUCAUCAACGUCAAGCAAAUAGCAAAAUUCGUUGUCAACCUUGGUGAACGUGUUUCUCCUACCGAUAUCGAGGAGGGCAUGAGAGUAGGUGUCGACCGCAACAAGUACCAGAUCAUGCUCCCCCUGCCACCCAAGAUCGAUCCCUCGGUCACCAUGAUGACCGUCGAAGACAAGCCUGACGUUACCUAUGGCGAUGUCGGUGGUUGCAAGGAGCAGAUUGAGAAGCUGCGUGAAGUCGUCGAAAUGCCCCUGCUGUCACCAGAGCGCUUCGUUCAUCUCGGUAUUGACCCUCCCAAGGGUGCUCUUCUCUAUGGUCCUCCUGGAACUGGUAAAACUCUCUGCGCGAGAGCCGUCGCAAACCGAACAGACGCUACCUUCAUCCGUGUCAUCGGUUCAGAGUUGGUGCAAAAGUACGUUGGCGAGGGUGCUCGCAUGGUCCGUGAGCUUUUCGAGAUGGCCCGUACAAAGAAGGCUUGUAUCAUUUUCUUCGACGAAAUUGAUGCUGUCGGUGGUGCUCGUUUCGAUGAUGGCGCUGGUGGUGACAACGAGGUACAACGUACCAUGCUUGAGCUCAUCACCCAACUCGAUGGUUUCGAUGCUCGUGGAAACAUCAAGGUCAUGUUCGCUACCAACCGUCCUUCUACUCUUGACCCUGCGCUCAUGCGUCCCGGACGUAUCGAUCGUAAGAUCGAGUUCGCUCUGCCCGACAUGGAGGGUCGUGCCAACAUUUUGCGCAUUCACGCAAAGAGUAUGAGUGUGGAGCGUGACAUUAGAUGGGAGCUCAUUUCUCGUCUAUGCCCCAACGCAACUGGUGCUGAGCUGCGAUCCGUGGCGACUGAGGCCGGUAUGUUCGCCAUUCGUGCCCGCAGAAAGGUCGCUACCGAGAAGGACUUCCUCAGCGCUGUCGAGAAGGUCAUUCGUGGUGGUCUCAAGUUCAACUCCACUGCCGCCUACGCACAAUACAACUAG
Molecule: messenger RNA, 1317 nt
Organism: Aureobasidium melanogenum CBS 110374
Lineage: Eukaryota; Fungi; Ascomycota; Dothideomycetes; Dothideales; Saccotheciaceae
Product: 26S proteasome subunit P45
Exons: 3
Coding region: 1-1317 (438 amino acids)
Biological process (GO): proteasome-mediated ubiquitin-dependent protein catabolic process
Cellular component (GO): proteasome regulatory particle, base subcomplex
Molecular function (GO): proteasome-activating activity; ATP hydrolysis activity; ATP binding
Source: RefSeq, a predicted model, not a curated record